CGCUCCUCUCGUUCUUUCGGCAUUUGUAAUUGGAACAAACAACAGAGACAGUCAAGCCUGCUUUUCGAAGAUCAACUCCAUCUCCAUCAUCCACUUUCAAUUAGGUUUGCCCCUCCUUUCUCCUGAGAUCUGUUCAUUUCUCUCCGUUCUCAAUCGAUCUCACGCAUUCUGCAAUCUUCUCCAGCUUCCAAUCUGCAUCAGCCUCCCCCUUCUUCCAAAUGGCUAAGAGCGAUGAAAGUUCCUCUGUUCAGCUUAUAGAUGGAGAUGGUGGAUUCAACGACACUGGAAUUGAUAACUUUAUCAAAGAUGUGAAAUUGGGGGAAUGUGGACUUUCAUAUGCAGUAGUAUCCAUCAUGGGCCCUCAAAGUAGUGGGAAGAGUACAUUGCUAAACAACUUGUUUGGAACCAACUUUAGAGAGAUGGAUGCUUUUAAAGGGAGGUCUCAAACAACUAAAGGUAUAUGGUUGGCUAGAUGUGCUGGAAUUGAGCCUUGUACACUAGUAAUGGAUUUGGAGGGAACUGAUGGAAGAGAGCGAGGAGAGGAUGACACUGCAUUUGAGAAGCAGAGUGCCCUCUUUGCACUUGCUGUUUCGGAUAUAGUGCUAAUAAACAUGUGGUGUCAUGAUAUUGGCCGUGAGCAGGCGGCAAAUAAACCUCUCCUCAAAACUGUAUUUCAGGUCAUGAUGAGAUUGUUCAGUCCGCGUAAAACAACGCUAAUGUUUGUCAUACGUGAUAAAACAAGGACACCACUGGAAAAUUUAGAGCCUGUUCUUAGGGAGGACGUGCAGAAGAUAUGGGACUCUGUUCCUAAGCCACAAGCCCACAAGGAAACCCCAUUAAGCGAAUUUUUUAAUGUUGAAGUUGUUGCUUUAUCUAGUUUUGAAGAAAAGGAAGAGCAAUUCAGGGAGCAGGUUGCAAAUUUGAGACAGAGAUUCUUCCAUUCUAUUGCCCCAGGAGGGCUUGCUGGAGAUCGCAGGGGAGUUGUUCCUGCUUCAGGUUUCUCUUUUAGUGCUCAGCAAAUCUGGAAAGUUAUCAAGGAAAACAAGGAUCUUGACCUUCCAGCCCAUAAGGUUAUGGUGGCUACUGUUCGUUGCGAAGAAAUUGCUAAYGAGAAGUUUGCCUGGUUUGCAUCAAAUGAGGACUGGUCUACUUUGGAAGAAGAAGUACAAUCCGGCCCAGUUCAAGGUUUUGGAAAGAAGCUAAGUUCGAUAAUUAAUACUUGUCUAUCAGAGUAUGAUGCAGAAGCCACAUUUUUUGACGAAGGUGUGAGAUCUGCAAAGCGAGCACAACUUGAAGAAAAAUUGUUGCAACUUGUUCAAUCAGCCUUCCACUUGCUGUUGGGACACAUAAGGUCUGGGAUAUUUGAUAAGUUCAAAGAGGCAUUUGACAAAGCUUUGAAUGAAGGGGAAGCAUUUUCUUCGGCUUCCAGUAAUUGUGCUCGAACCUAUAUGGACACUUUUGAUGUUGAAUGUGCUGGUGCUGUCAUUGAGCAAGCAAACUGGGACACUUCUAGAAUAAGGGAUAAACUUCAACGUGAUAUUGAUGCACACAUUGCUUGUAUUCGUGCUGAUAAAUUAUCCGAACUUUCUGCAAAGUUUGAGAAAAAACUGAAGGAAGCAUUGUCGGGACCUGUAGAAGCUUUGCUAGAUGGAGCUAAUAAUGAGACAUGGCCAGCCAUAAGAAAACUUCUUCAACGGGAGACUGAGUCUGCCAUCUCUGGACUGUCUAAAGGACUGGUGGGCUAUGAUAUGGAUGRAGAAACCAAGGACAAAAUGCUUACCAGUCUUAAAGAGUAUGCAAGAGGUGUAGUUGAUGCAAAAACAAGGGAAGAAGCUGGAAGGGUCCUGAUUCGUAUGAAGGAUAGGUUUUCUACGUUGUUUAGCCAUGAUGCGGAUUCAAUGCCACGUGUUUGGACUGGGAAGGAAGAUAUCCGGGCAAUCACCAAAACUGCUCGUUCUGCUUCCCUGAAGCUGCUCUCUGUUAUGGCUGCUCUACGUUUGGAUGAUGACGAUUCCGGUGAGAUAGACAAAACUCUAUUAAGUUCCUUGCUGAAUAUCCCGAACAGUAGCAAUACAAAAGAUAGGAGCAUUGUGGCAGCUGACCCUCUCGCCUCGAGCUCAUGGGAAAAUGUUCCACCAUCACAGACAUUGAUUAGUCCUGUUCAGUGCAAAUCUAUAUGGAGGCAAUUCAAGAUGGAGACAGAAUACAGUGUCUCUCAGGCCAUUGCUGCACAGGAAGCUAGCAAGCGUAGUAAUAACUGGUUGCCCCCCCCAUGGGCAAUUGUUGCUAUGCUGAUUCUAGGAUUUAAUGAGUUCAUGACGCUUCUAAGAAAUCCUUUAUAUUUGGGCGUCAUAUUUGUUCUCUAUCUACUCGCCAAAGCCCUGUGGGUGCAGCUAGAUAUUUCCGGGCAAUUUAGCAAUGGUAUUCUCCCAGGGCUGCUUUCAUUGUCUUCCACAUUUGUACCCACUAUCAUGAAUCUUCUUAAGAAAUUAGCAGAAGAAGGACAACAGAGGCCUGCAACUGCUGAUCCUCAGAACAACCCUGCUUUAGCAUCAAAAGGCUUCCAGAACAGCUCUAGCAACGACUUGACAUCUACYGCCUCGUCAGGAGUGACUUCGACAGAGACCGGUGCCGGGCACUCCAGUCGCUCAAAGGAAGAGUAGGUUGAAGGGAGCUGGUUAUAGAUUAGUUUCUCCUUUUUGAAGAUAUUUGGUUUCUUCCAUAUGACUGCGGGUCGUCCUCGUCAAAUAUAUGAUUCAUGUAUGUUAUACUAUUGGAAGAAUGUAAGAAGCAAAGGCUGAAGUUUCAGGCUUUAAUUUUUGUGCUGAGGAGCCUCAAGCAGGGGCCUGGGGUCCCAAAUAUCAGUAUAGGUGUUCCCAUUCUGUGACCCCUUUUGGGUUUGAAUAGACUAAGAAUGCUUUUCCUUUUCCUAUAUUAAUGUCUGAUUAUCUGCUCUUUUGCAUCUGAUUUUGUCUUUAUGAGAGUUGUAACAUUGACAGUGAGUAUAUUUUUAUCUUUAAUUUAUUUAUA
Momordica charantia (bitter melon) is the source of this 3030-nucleotide messenger RNA. Lineage: Eukaryota; Viridiplantae; Streptophyta; Magnoliopsida; Cucurbitales; Cucurbitaceae. The record is from RefSeq and is a predicted model, not a curated record.